CAUUUUAUUUCUUCUCCAGCCAAGGGGGUAGGCAGGAAGGAGCGUCACGUCUAGGCAGAGGAAACCCCAUCUCCCAGUCUCCUGCCUUUGAUGCUCUCUAACAAUCCCUCCUCCUUCCCCUUGUCAUAUGCUCACCUUAGUGUCAACAGCAUCAGGCGGAUCAAGGAGCCCAGUUUCUAAAGGAAAUCUGAACUCUUUUGGCUUUCUAAGCAUCUAUUUUAUAUCCCCUCCAUGUAACCUGGACGGGGAAGCUGGAUGUGCAGACUCUGAGUAGGGGGAAGUACCUGCCACCAGCCCCUCUCCAGUACAUCAGUUGGUAUAACCAUCCAGGCAUCCUGCUUCAACCCCUUCUGGGAAGCAUCAGCUGGAUGCAGUCUGCAUGAGCUCAUGUGGGCGGAACAGCAGCUCUGGUGCGUGCACACGCAGAGCGUGUCUCCUCUGCAGGAACGUAGAUGUACACGUGAGAGUUUGUGUACAAGCAUCGCACGUGUGAAGUGGAGCGUGUGGGAAGAUCUCUCUUUUUUGCCAUGUCAGCUGACAGCCACCAGCUCCACACUCAUUCCUACCAGGAUGCACUAAGUUCUUCUUGUCACAGUCUCUUGAAUGUAAACAGUCACGCCUUGUCGAAGAGCUCCUCAAGUCUGGCCUGCACCGGGCAAUCAAAUUUAGAGGAAAGGCAAAGCAAGAAACAGGAGCUGAAGAAAAGCCACAGUAGCACCAUCUGCCAUACCUUGGAAAACAAGAGUGAUGCCAGGAGCGUGCAAAGUCCUGGAUGGUCCUCGCAGCCUGGGGUGACGGAACUUGGAUCAGUGGUCCAACCCACAAUCUAUCAGUCAGCUGAUGAGAAUUCACAGAGCAGAACUAAGACUACAAACCAUUUUCUUGUCACUGAACAGCCUCCAGCAUCCUGGGAAGGAAGGGACACCAAGAUGUGUGUAAAGAGCAGCACUGUUGAUAAUGUUCCUUCAGCUGGCAUUGUACACCAGCAAAGCACGUAUGAAAUGGGAGAACCAGGAACUGCCCUUCAGAGAAGCCGCUCAGAUCUAACUUGCAGUUGCAAACAGCAGACUUAUGUCACUUAUGUAGAAACCAGUGAUACUCAUUCCAGCCUAAGCUAUUCUAGCAGCAGGCAUGGUCCACCAGUGACUAGGAUGUCUUUCCAAACACAGAGAUAUGGAUCAGAAAUGAAUGAAAAUAUAUCUCACUAUCAAAAUCUUGUGACUCAUCUUCCAGUUCCACCUAGAGACCAAAGAGUACCCACCAAUAGCUUUGACAGCAGUGGUAUUCCACGUAAUACUACUGUUUACACCGAUCCUGGAACACUUCACGCUGCUGUUCUAGGACCCCACAUGCCUGGAAAUGGUUUCUCAAACAGGACAAUGUUCAGUCAGGCCACUGGGAUUAUUCAUGGUGGCCUGACUUAUGGCAACAUUCCAAACUCUAAAUACUCGCCCAUGGUGAUGACGGUUCAUAACAAUUCUGCAAGGUCCUGUCAUACAAGGCAGGACCCUUGUAUGAAAGUAGAUGCCACCGUCCCUGCCUAUUGCCAUUCUUUGCCCAUACCAUCUAUACAACUUGUUCCGCGGUUGGUGUGCUCGGUUAGCGAGUCAGGAAAAGAGCAGGAAGCACCCGGCUAUUUUCAUUCCUUCUCUGCUUCAGACAUUCUGACAUAUCCUAAGCUGGUCUCUUCAGUAAGCGAAUCGGGCCUGGAUGCCAAGAGGGUCCUGAAGUGCUGCAGCAUUCCUGGAGAACAACCGCAACAUGCUCAAGACUGUGGUCAGCAGGAGAGAGCUCCUCCAGAGACGAGGGCUGCCUCUGUUGCCUUCAGCAGCCAGCAAGGCACAGGCGUGGUAAGGACAACUAAGGAUAUGUGGACUAUGACCUCUAUGAAUGAUUUAACCAAAGGACUGAAACCACCUCUGGAGCGUAGAGAUGCCCAGGUGCAAACUCUUCCAACCAUGGAAUGCAAAUCUGUGGCAACAAGCCCAGCGGCAGCAGCAGAAGGCCACUCGCACGUGUUCCCAGAGGUCAACCUGGAGGAAGACUUGGAAGCCCCCAAAUCUCCAAUACAUGAAGUGAGAUGGGAUGAUGAAGGAAUGACAUGGGAAGUGUACGGGGCAUCUGUGGAUCCAGAAGUCCUUGGGUUAGCCAUUCAAAAACACCUUGAGAUUCAAAUAGAACAAUUCCAGACAGAGCCAGCUCAGCUGGCUGGGAAAAGUCAUGAGGAGCCAUCUUCGGAUAAAACAGGGAAGAAAAGGCCAUUUAGAACAGUGAUGCAUUCCCUGAGAUAUCCGAGCUGUUGCACUUGUUCCAGUACUGCAGUGGAGUGAGCACAGCUGUAGGACCGCUGUGCUGCUUUUAGAAUGUGAAUAAAUGCUGAUUCCUGUGUGUUAAUGCAGUACUCGUGGAUAAUCCUCUUCAGGAUAAGUGGGAAAAGUUCGGUGACCCUCAAAUACACAUCAAAGCAAGGAAGAACCCAUCUGAAGACUCUUGACUUUAUUUAUUGUAGCACGGUUUUGCUUUUCUAUGUUAGUUUGAAACUGUAUUGUAAGGAAUGAGACUUCUUUUCUAAAUGAUGCAUUUUUUUUUAAAAUAAUGAUGAUUUUUUUUUCUGUAUUUUGAUAAUUUAGGGUUAGAAAACAAAGUUAGAACAUGAUGCUUUGAUCAAAGUUCUUAGCUUUCAAUCCUACUCCCUUAAGUUUCUUUGGGAGCUACUUUGCUAUUAAUUUAUAAUAAUGCUGACUGUAAACCCACUUUACCUGUAGACAAAAUGACAAACCGGUGUAGACAGACCAAGAAUUGUAACUUUUGCUACAUAACUCCGUCAAGUCAUUUGGAUAUAGCUAGCCUGAUCUCUUCCCUUCGCAAGCUGGUGUGCAGUCGGAGGAUGCUCCUGCAACUUUCAGAUUAGUUUAUAGCUACGGUGAAUUCUGCUCUAAAUAUCCAGAAUGUUUAUCAAGUGAUUGACACAAAUGUACAGUAUUACCAAAGAUGACUCAUGUAAUGUGAAUUACUUACCGAAUGCUUGUUCUAGAGUCAUAAAACAAAAGCUGUCCAGAUUAGUCUGUCACACUAUCAUACCCUACAAAUUAUAAGCAGGUUUGGUUUGCUUAUAUUAAAGGUAAUUUCCAGUGAGUUCUUUUGAUGUACAUCUAUUCUGAACAGUCGUUCUUUUUUAUCGUAGUGUAAACCAGGGGUGGGCGAUAGUUUGCAGGUAAUCUGCGCUUGCCUUGUGCUCCCUGUCUGAGCUGACGUCAAAUGUCUCCUGGAAGUGAGACUUUGUCUCUUCACCAAAGUACAGCUCUAAGGCUAUUUGCUCCGAGUGCCGUGGUCCUACGGGCAGCUUCAAGAUUUCUUUUCUCCCAAAAGCAACUUUGCGAACAAUUUCCCAGUGAGAAUCUGUUUAUGAUGCUGUA
Messenger RNA from Cuculus canorus (common cuckoo), 3416 nucleotides. RefSeq names its product G protein regulated inducer of neurite outgrowth 2 (gene GPRIN2). Gene Ontology annotation, biological process: neuron projection development. Bases 528 to 2330 code for a protein of 600 amino acids. NCBI's taxonomy places the organism in Eukaryota, Metazoa, Chordata, Aves, Cuculiformes, Cuculidae. The record is from RefSeq and is a predicted model, not a curated record. The transcript is spliced from 3 exons. Gene Ontology annotation, cellular component: plasma membrane.